AUGGAUGCCGAUAUGGAUAUCGCUGACAAGGAAUUCAUCAAAUUUUUUUCAAAAACUGCUUCGAAAGUCAACUGCUCGGUAUAUCGACGAGACUUGAUCCGCGCCUUCAUUGCGGAAGGAGGCAUUGAUACUCACAGACGAUAUGUCCAUAAUACUAAAAUGACGAGGAUGAUUCUCGGUAGCGAGUACUCAAUGGAGCAGAAGGCAAAGAUGUUCUUCGUGGCGAGAGUCCCAAUGACUGACACGGAAUUUCUCAGAAAGCUGGAACAAGAUUUCACCGUCAAGACAAGCCAGAAAAUGAUUAUUGGGUUGUACUCGAAAACCGAUGGAAAAUCAAUAUUCGAGGCGGUGGAUUCAAAGCAAAAAAGGAUUCGAAUCGGACCAGCUCCCUCUACUCCAACGACAAGUGGUCCAGUGAAGCGGGCGGCCUCGGAGCCUCUUAUUCCAAGCCCAGAGCAGAAGAAGAUGGCCAUGGAGCUGCACGAUUCAAAAGAGACACCUACACCAGAAGUAUCAAUGGUCAGACCAAAUCCGAAUACACCCGAACUGGAAAUUCAGAGUGUUGUUCCACCUACAAUCAUCCCAGCCUGUCGUAACCAUGUGAUCGUCAAUUUCCUCCAGCGACUCCAGAUGACGAUCACUGGAUUUCACAGACAUGAGUUGGGCGGUCUCUGCAAGAAGAUUAAGGAGGCAAUCCAGUUGGUAGGAAGCAGUGAGAUAGUCCAACUUCCGUUUCGCAUUGCUGAGAUUAUGAAUAUGUUCAUGGGAAAACUGAAGGGACAGAGAUGUGUUGGGCCUCUCAAUGGGGAGUUCUUUAUUUUCGAGUGGGACCUCGUGGACAUCCUGUUGGGGCGUAUGGAAGAUUGCACAUCGUUGGAGCAUUUUGUGGAAGCAUUGAAGAACAAGCAAAUGAAAGUUAGAAUGAAUGAAGAACUCAUUGUGUCUUACUUGGAAGUCGGCGAAGUGUUCUCGAACUUUGUUGGUUAUAUUGCUGAUAAGUGUUAG
Caenorhabditis remanei is the source of this 1005-nucleotide messenger RNA. RefSeq lists its product as uncharacterized. The record is from RefSeq and is a predicted model, not a curated record. NCBI's taxonomy places the organism in Eukaryota, Metazoa, Nematoda, Chromadorea, Rhabditida, Rhabditidae. The coding region runs from base 1 to 1005 and encodes 334 amino acids. The transcript is spliced from 2 exons.